Messenger RNA from Megalobrama amblycephala (Wuchang bream), 1251 nucleotides. Its product is annotated as macrophage mannose receptor 1-like. The transcript has a single exon. Lineage: Eukaryota; Metazoa; Chordata; Actinopteri; Cypriniformes; Xenocyprididae. Bases 190 to 942 code for a protein of 250 amino acids. The record is from RefSeq and is a predicted model, not a curated record.
UGUGUGUGUGUGUGUGUGUGUGUUUCAGCUCAUUUGGUUUGGAUAUUUACUACACAAAUACUUGAAGAGUCUGGCCAUCUGGUUGGUCAGUGCCUUCCAGUUUUUUUAUUGUCUCUCACAGAAAUAAAAACUGCCCCUUCAUCACUGAGAUCACACAAACUCUGCGCUGAGUAGAUCAUCUGUGGAGAAAUGAAGGCUGUCGUCACUCUGCUCCUGUUUUUGAGUCUCUCUGGACUGAGCUUCAGUCUCCACAGAAAACAUGUGUUUGUGAAUAAAUUAAUGACCUGGAAAGAUGCACAGACGUACUGCAGAGAACACCAUGAUGACCUGUCCACCGUCAAUAAAGAAGAGGCACAACUGCUCUCUAGAAAUCCAGAAGUCAAUCAUUUAUAUUUUUGGAUUGGACUGCACAUGAGUCCUAACAACCCAGAAAAAUGGAUUUGGUCUGGAGGUGAGGAUGAACAAAUUGACAAUUGGGACACUGGGGAACCAGACAGGAUCACUCAAGAGUGUUGCGUUGUAAGAAAAUAUAAUUAUAAACUGCACAAUCUUCCGUGCUCAGCGACUCUGCCAUUUUACUGUAUGCGGGUCUUUGAGCCCAUUCUGGUGCAUCAGAACAAGACGUGGGAUGAAGCCCUGGACUACUGCAGACAGAACUACAUUGACCUGGUGAGUCUAAGAUCUGAGAUGAUUAUGGCAGAGGUGAUAAAUAACGCUACAUCAUCCCAGACAGCUUCUGUGUGGACCGGCCUGCGCUUCAUGGCUGGUCAUUGGUUCUGGGUCAGUGGACACAAUCUUCAAUAUAAAGCCUGGUCUGUGGAGGGGGAGCUCCAGUGUCCUGCCAGAAACCUGCGCUGUGGAGCUCUGGAGAGACAAAAUAAUAUUUGGACACCCAAAAAUUGUGAGGAUAAACUCAACUUUGUCUGUCUUAAAAAGCUAUAAAUGUGCUUCAUGUUGCAUUACAUACAUUUCUUCAUGUAGGCCUAUAUAUGAUACUGAUUCAUUUAUAAAUCAUGAAUCAAUAGAAAUCUAUUGCUUUACAGUAGUAUGUAUGGUUGUUAAAAAUAAUGUUUUUUAAUCAUUCAUUUUAGUCGUGUCAACAUAUACAUUGUCUUGUAAAACAAUGUUUAGUCAAAAUCUUUUAUGGGCUUGCAGAGACAUUAUAAAUUAUAUGUUUGAUUUAUUAUAAAAAUAAAGAUUUAGAUUGUCAGUUAGAUUUUAAUAGCCAUAAAAGAUAUGUAAAACAAUCAA